This is a messenger RNA of Amoebophrya sp. A25, 1881 nucleotides long. The record is from the annotation of a GenBank genome assembly. Lineage: Eukaryota; Dinophyceae; Syndiniales; Amoebophryaceae.
GCGGAACAAUCAGAUCUUGUACAACUUCGUAACUUGUUCUUCCCUAACAAUAAACCCCUCGUCGAUCUCCUUGAUCUUGAUGUACUCAUUUUCUAAACGCAUUCUCGAUCCCAACACAGAAGGAGAAACAGAAUAUGAUCAUUGACUCUUCAAUAAAGAUCAUGGCAGGGGGAAACUCGUGAGACGUUUUCUUACUUCACUCAGCAGUGGUGACCAUGUGGUUUUUUCCUUCCAAGUCAUCUACAAAUAACUCGGCACGAACACCGGCCGCUUGAUCAAGAACAUGUCUUCCGCCUCGCCUUAUCGUCCAUGUGAGAGUCCUGAACAUGCACCAGAACAGCCGCAGAAUCAGGACCACGAUGAUAUCAACGUUGCUGCAUCUGCAGUGUCCGCAUCAAGAGAGGACGUUGUUUCAUCCGCACCAGAUCCUGGGACAAAUACAGAUACACUCGCUGAUGGGCAUCAGCCAUCAAAAGACAGGAAUCAUAAGGGCAAGAGCCGUCGUGGUAAAAGAGGGAACAAGAAAGGACACCGAAAUAAGCCUCAUAUUUUUACGAAUGCGUCGUCUGCGAACAAAGGGAAUCAUGACAGUUUAGAUCUAUUUGACGUGCAGGAAGACUCCACAUACGCUUUCACGAAAGGCAAAGGAGGUAAAACAGGACAAGAACGAGGAAAGCGGCGGAAAGGUCAAAAGCGAAAAGGUUUUACUUACAACGACGAUCCUGCCCACGAGGACGAGAACAGAACUAGAUUAUUUUCUCCUGCAGCGCGCGUCGGCCCACCGAGACGAGAUGCUCUUAAUGGAGGCACGCGCACGAUACAAGAUGAACGAGAUCGACAACAACAUGAUCCUACUCAACAUGGUGUUCAUGACGAGGACGUUGAGGUUGACGUAGUCGCAGAGAGACUUGCCGACCUUAGCGUUUCGUCAAGUACUUUUAGGCCACCACAUGAGACGAGUUCGACGAGACCCGAAACUACUGUUGUGGCUGCUCGACGCAUGAUACUUGGUUCGCUCGGGAUAGGCUUACGCGCUGACCACCGUGCAGAAGAAAGAACUUUUUGGGCACGGAAAGGAUCACAUCAACCGGGCAAGGGUCCCACUGCUCGGACCGACGUUCACCUUGAUAGCUUUAGCAACAAUGCGAAAGAUGGUGGGUCGACUUGGACGCUUAGCAAUGCGAGAGAUGAGACUGGGGACUCUGGAAAAUCAAAAAAAGGGGGCUUGAGAAGCAGUGCGAAAGAUAGUUUUAGAAGCAAAAAAGCGGAUCAGCACCAAGGAAAUGGAAAGCAUGAUUGGUCCUCAACACCAGCUAAUUAUAUGGGAUCUCACAUGGAAAAGGGAAAGGGCAAACAAGCUGACCAUCAAGGGAAAGCAAUCCGGUAUGGUAUGGACCAAGGGAAAUCCGAUUACACUCCGAAUUCUUCGAAAUGAUAGAUCCGUCCUACUGACGAACGAUGGCAUGGAUCAGUUCUAUUGACGGUGAACGAUUGGAUAUGCUCAUGCGGAUGCAAAGAAGUACUGGCGACGAACGAAAGUUCUUACCUCUAUUUGGAUAUGUUAUGAGGUCGUGCUGGAGAGCGUGGAGAAGGGCUAGAUGAUUGACCUGAGCCAGUCGCAGUACGCUGUUUCCACCAGUAAUGAUACACAUUCCAGUGGGUUUAAUAUGAAAGAAGCGUGGUCUACUUCAAAAUAAAUGACAGAUCAUGAAUUGGGGAGGACGAUCCAAACUUCAUCGAGUUUUCACUCGUUCUCUUUCAGUGUGCACAGUUUUAUUCUUGGAAGUUCCGGCAGGACCAGGAGUAACAGUAAGCUUGUUUUAUCGAUGACAAUAGGGCGCCCAGCAAGGCAAACACGUGUCACGUUGACGUAUUUCCUUA